AGCCACACAUCAUACCUCCUCCUUCAAUCCCACCCCGCACCUAAAGUAAACAAAAGAAAGAAAGACGACCUUCCUUUCCCCAUUUCCUCUUCUUCUCCUUUACGUCUCUUUCCCCAUAAAUUUCAGAGCCAAUUAAAGCACAAGUAGAAAGAAGCUAAUUAUAACAAGAUCGAAAGAGCUUGUUAAGUUAGUUAUUACCUGCUUUUAUUUGAUCAUAUUCAGUGAAGACAUGAAAGUGUCCUUUACUUGUAAUGAGAGCGUGAAUUCCAAGACAGCAACAGCCACCACCACCACCGCCGCCGCCGCCGCCAGCUACGAACCCAAGUCCGUCCUCGAGCUCCGGCGCAGCCCUGUCCGUCCGUCGUUGGACAGCGACGACCCUCUCCAGCUGGCCGAUCAUGUUCUGGCCAACUUUGAAGAGUGGGACUCUUUGAUGAAAGACUUGGGGCUCAAGUCCGGCGGGGAAGACUUCAUCGCAACAGCCAAACCGACUCAUGAUCAUCAAAACAAUCCUUCCGAGUCGACUCAGUUCUCCGAGUUCCAACUCGCCCAGAACUCGCUCGGCCCAGCUGAUUUUCAGUUCUUCCAGAACCUUCCUCCUCCUCCGCCUCCUCCUCCUGAUCACAACCACCAGUUCCUAUUCUCCGAUGACGCCAGCUGGAACUUGACGGCGUUUGACUACGUGGACGAGCUGAUCCGGUUCGCGGACUGCUUUGACACCGACGCGGCCCAGCUGGCUCAGGUGAUACUGGCGCGGCUCAACCACAAGCUGAGAUCUCCGACCGGAAAGCCGCUCGAGCGAGCAGCCUUCUACUUCAAGGAAUCUCUCCAGUCUCUGCUCACCUGGUCGACUCGGAUGGCGACCCGGCCCGGUUCAUCCGAGAUCGUCCAGACCAUCAAGGCCUACAACAUCUUCUCCAACAUCUCCCCUGUCCCCAUGUUCUCCAGCUUCACGGCGAAUCAAGCCGUCCUCGAGGCCGUGAACGGCUCCCCGCUCGUCCACGUCAUCGACUUCGACAUCGGACUCGGCGGCCACUGGGCUUCUUUCAUGAAAGAGCUCGCCGAUCUGUCGGCUCGAGCCAAGCCGCCGCCGGCUCUCCGGAUAACGGCUCUCGUCCCGGACGAAUACGCCGUCGAGUCGAGACUCAUCCGAGAGAAUUUGACUCAGUUCGCUCGGGAUCUGAACUUGGCCGCUUUUGAGAUCGAUUUCGUGCUGAUCAACACGUUUGAGCUUUUGUCGUUCAAGGCCGUCAAGUUUAUGGACGGAGAGAAAACGGCCGUUAUUUUGUCUCCGUACAUAUUCAGGAAAAUCGGGGCGGGAUUCGUGGCCGAUCUCCGCCGGAUUUCGCCGCACGUGGUGGUGCACGUGGACAGCGAGGGGCUCGUGGGGUUCGGCACGUCUUCGUUCCGGCAGUCGGUGAUCGAAGGGCUGGAGUUUUACUCGACGCUGUUGGAGUCGCUGGAGGCGGCGGCGAACGUUGGCCGCGGCGGAGGCGGCGGAGACUGGCUGAAGAAGAUCGAGACUUACGUCUUGUACCCGAAGAUAAUGGAAAUGGUGGGGGCGGCAGGCCGCCGUGGGACGCCGUGGAGGGAGGCUUUUGUGGCAGCGGGUUUCAGGCCGGUUCUUUUGAGCCAGUUCGCGGAUUUUCAGGCGGAGUGCUUACUUGGCAGGGUACAAGUCAGAGGGUUCCACGUGGCAAAGAGGCAGGCGGAAAUGCUGCUCUGCUGGAACGACCGGGCCCUUGUAGCCACGUCAGCUUGGAGGUGAUGGACCCACUUCUCAUAGUAUCAAAGGAUGAGAUACAUAAAUAGUGUUUUCAUAUACGGGUUACAAGCUAAUUGUUGGAUUAAACUCGUUUAAAAUAACUCAAUGUAGAUUUAUUAUCGUCAUUAGUUAAUUUUUAGCUAAGAAAAUGAUGGUGAUAAUUAUGUUUCCUCCAUUUUUAUAAUUGAUUAUUAUGAUUUUAUUGAUACAUAACAAAAUGUACAAUAACAU
Cuscuta campestris is the source of this 1996-nucleotide messenger RNA. NCBI's taxonomy places the organism in Eukaryota, Viridiplantae, Streptophyta, Magnoliopsida, Solanales, Convolvulaceae. The record is from the annotation of a GenBank genome assembly.